AUAGCCUGUACUUUGUUUACGUCCCGUUGGUUAGCUGACAGCUGUUGUAGCACUUCACUCACACAAGGAACCGCGUCUGUAUCUCUCUGGUGGUUGCCUAGAGCUUCGUAAACUUUAAACAGAGUGUCUUGGAUGUCGUGGAUGGGAUGUUUUGUUGAAUGAGGGGGACCCGCUAGAUGCCGACAGGAGGAUGAACUCCAUCACCGGUCGGGUUCUCGCCAUCCCCGCCGCCUCUGUCAACUCUGGAGCUUCAUCAUCUCGAGCCUUGCAUGUAGAGCUCACAUCCCAGCAGAGACGAUUGCGUCAUCUCCGGAGCAUCGCAGCUAGAAACAUUGUCAACAAGAAUGGUUCCCCACUGCUGGACACUUACUUCACCCUCCACCUCUGUAUAGGAGACCGCAUAUCUAGAGAUUUUUACAAGAGUGAAGUCAUCCGAGACUCACUGAAUCCAACUUGGCGGAGCCUGGACUUUGGCAUGCUGCCGGACCUUCUGGACACCUCAGUGUCUUGCUUCGUGGUGAGGAUCUGGGGAGGACAGGGGGAACAGUUCCAGCUCCUCAUUGAAUGGAAGGUCAAUCUGGAUGGCCUCAGAUACACAGGACAGCAGAUUCGGUCCAGGAAUCCAAAUGAGAUCAUAUUUGGAUUGAAUGAUGGCUACUAUGCAGCUGACUUUGAUCAUAAGGAUCAGUCGGAGCGGAAGAAAAACAGCCUGCUUCAGGUUGACCAGAGUUCAGUCAGGAACUCCUACAGUGUUUUCUCUUUGCUCAGACUUCACACAGCCCAGAGAGCCAUCAAGCAGACCCAGGUGACAGUGCAGAAGAUUGGGAAGGAGAUCGAGGAAAAGCUAAGGACGACGGCGACCUGCACAGAGCGGAAAAAGGAGAGGGAGUGCAUGCAGCUGCGUAUCGCCGUGCUGCGUAGUGAACUACAGCGGCAGAGGAAGGCGCUUGGCAGGGAGAUAGACCUGCGGCAGAAGGAGAGGUCACAGCUUCAGAGGAAAGAGGAAGCGUUCUCCGCUCAGCACGAGAGUCUGAAGGAGGAGAAGGAAUCCUUAACCAAGCUGCAGAAGGAAUGCACUGCCAAGAGAGAGCAGUUCCUCAAGUCCAACGCCCAGCUCACCUUCCGCUGUCGUCAGCUGCUCUCUGAGCUUUCCUACAUUUACCCCAUUGAUGUGGCUAAUCAGUCAGAUUAUGUCAUCUGCGGAGUGAAGCUGCCAAACUCUGAAGACUUUCAAGCAAAGGAUGACGGGAGCGUGGCAGUCGCCCUGGGUUACACAUCGCAUCUGGUCCUGAUGAUCUCGUGCUUCCUGCAGGUCCCUCUUAGGUAUCCGGUGAUCCACAAGGGGUCACGCUCCUCAAUCAAGGAUACCAUCACCGACAGGCUCAGUGAGAAGGAGCGAGAAUUCCCUUUGUACUCCAGAGGAGAGCGAUUUCAUUUUGAAUAUGGUGUCUACUUACUCAACAAGAACAUUGCCCAGCUGAGAUAUCAGCAUGGCUUGACCACCCCAGACCUGCAGCAGACACUACCCAACUUGAAGAACUUUCUGGAACAUGGCCUGCUGGUCCGAUGUGACAGACACCAUGUCUCUAGCUCCAUACCAGUGCCAACCAAGUCUCAGCUGGGAGUGUCUGCUGCCUCAGAUAUAGGCUACCCCUGCCACACCAGCUCCCCAGACCGAGGCCUGAGGAAAAGGGCGAGCUCUGAGGCUGAUAAGCCCAAGUACAAGCCAACUCCUCCACCCAGCUACAGCACGGCCAUGGGUGAAGAGCAGCCCCCGGCUGGCCUGGCACCGCCCUCGCCCUCGGCCAAACACCUGUCCUCCUCCCUAGAUGCCGGCAUGGCAUCGCUUAACCUGGCUAAGGCUGCAGAGGCCGACAAGGAGGAAGAGCGGAAGGAAGAGAAGGAGGAGGAAAGGGAGACAGCAGUCGAGAUGGACAGACGCAGGAGCGUUGACAGAGAGAUUGAUGUAGAUAAAGAAGAAGAACAAGAGCAACCAGCCAGUAGUACAGUUGCACCCAACUCUUCUACAGUGCAGGACGCUGGUGAGGAAACGGUGGCCACUAGUCAGCACACAGGUGCCAUGAAUGGCUCUUUGGUACCAGGACAGGCUCCUGUUAGCCUGGUCCCAGAGCUGCGCUGCUCUGUGGAGCAAGCUGAGGAGAUCAUGGGCACAGAGGCCACUGGUUUAGGCCUGGGGUUGGGUUUAGGGCUAGCAGAUGAGGCCCGGCUGGAAGACUACCGCUGCAUCCCUGUGGACCACGCGGUGGCUGUGGAGUGUGAUGAACAGGUGCUGGGGGAGCUGGACGUCGCAGGGUUUGAGGAGUUCUCCAGGCGCAUCUAUGCACUAAAUGAGAACAUGUCCAGCUUCCGUAGGCCACGCAAGAGCUCUGAUAAAUGAGGCAGAGGACCUAAGGAGAGAGGAAGGCAUGAAAAAACUCGCACAGGGAGUUUGGAUAAAUCCAAGGCAGGGACAUGAACUGAGAGGACAGGGGUGGGGUUCCCACUCCCUUACCGCAGCAUCAAAAAUCAUAGGAGCUAUUCUGAAAUAAUGACCAAUUUGCACUUAUUGUAAACAUUUCCAUAGUAAUCUUUUAAAUGAAACACAGUUAAAAGUGCAGGUAUUGGGACAGUAAGCUUAACUUUUAUUUUUGAUGCCAGCUUUAAUAUAUUUUUUAACAAUGGAUGGAACAAUGAACCAUUAUUCAGACAUUUCUAUUCUCAAAAUUAUUUGACCUCAGCGGUAACAAUCGCACUCUAUGAAUUAAUGUCAGUUAUUGUAGGCUGUUGUUCCAUAACAGGGGACCAUAGAUGUAAAAUGACACACAACAUAUACCACUGGCACUUUGUUUUCAAAAACUUACUGCAGUAACAGCCCUUCUUGUACAAAACAUUGUUGUCUCUAAAUUGCAUUUAAGAUUCACAUCCCCACCCAGAGUGCAGCCUUAGUGCAGCCUGAGUGCAUCAGGGUAUAAAAAUGUUUCAAUGCAGUAGCUCCAGAUCCUUUUCCUUAUCAGUAUACCUCAAGUUUCCCCUCAACUACCGAAGCUUCUGCUUGCUUCUUCACUCGUCGAGUUUUUUUGGACAGUAUAUCAGUUAUAGAACCAUUAAUAUAAACAAGAGACGCACACACAAACAAUGGCUGCAACUGGAAGUUUUAUCAGCAAAUCACACAGCCUGCUCUCCCAGUACUUUCACCUUUGACUGUACAAGCAAAUGUUUAGAUGCUUCCCGAGCCUUCUUUCGAGGUGCAUGACAGUGGGUGUGUGCAGGAGGAAGUGAUGUGUAUGCGUAUGUAUGUGUUUGUGCGUGCGUGCGUGUGUGUGCAUGCGUGUGUGUGUGUGUGUGUGUGUGUGUGUGUGGUGCAUCACAUUGGCAUAUAACCACAAUCACAGUUAGGUUGCCAGUAAUCCCAGCAAUGACCUUUGAACCGGGCAGGAUUUUGCUACCGUAAAGUGAGGCGGGAGCUGGAACCAGUAGCCCAAUCAGAGACUCCCUAACUGUGACACACGGCAUUUCCUCCCACGCAACAGCUCAACCCACCCAUCAUUCUCCACACGGGGACAAGUUUCUCCUUCAGGUCUUAAGACAAGGAUCGCGUGAGUGGCAGAUUGGACCUUACAGCACAUGGCAGGGAUACGGUGCAAUUGUUUUUCUGUCCAUCUCCAUGUCCUCUUUUUUCCUCUUUGAUUUUUUUUUCAAUUUUAAUGUAUCCCAUCAUUAUUAACGCCAAUGUUAAGUCCACUGAUUCUCAUAUUCAGUAGACCAAAAAUUUAAUUCUAUGUCUGUGUUCCAUUGGAAUGUCUCACUCAGGCUCUACUGUAAAUGUUAUAGCAAGUGUCUCAAUCCCAUUGGCUGUGAUUUUGUCCUGUGUCUCCAUGUUCUGAAUGCUUUCUUGCACUGGUGUUCAAUUAUUGCGUUAUUUAUGUCUCUCAACAGUUGUGUGUGCUUUGUUUCAAAGGAAAUCAAUAUCUAGUUUUAUUUUUCCCACUCACAUGGGAUGUCGCUCAUUAUUAUUGUCAAAUGUGAGACUGAUAUCAUAACCAGUGUCUGGGUCCUGAUGUGGACAGCUGCUUUGCAUCGCCCGCUGUGACAAGAUCAACUCUCCACUGGCAGCCCACUUUGUGUGUCAGAUCCAGCAGUGUGGUUGCUGACUGUUGAGAAGUGUUGUAUUUAAAACGAAAAGAUGAACCAUGUUAGAUCAUUUCCGUAAACUACUAUACAGUUCAGUAAGUGACCAUGUACAUAUACUUUUGUAUGGAGGGUUUUUUUUUUGUUAUUAAAGACUUGCAGUCUAAUGGCA
Chelmon rostratus (copperband butterflyfish) is the source of this 4300-nucleotide messenger RNA. RefSeq names its product UV radiation resistance associated gene (gene uvrag). The coding region runs from base 191 to 2398 and encodes 735 amino acids. The transcript is spliced from 15 exons. Gene Ontology annotation, cellular component: lytic vacuole; endosome. Gene Ontology annotation, molecular function: SNARE binding. Lineage: Eukaryota; Metazoa; Chordata; Actinopteri; Chaetodontiformes; Chaetodontidae. The record is from RefSeq and is a predicted model, not a curated record. Gene Ontology annotation, biological process: SNARE complex assembly.